AUUUCUCAGUGAAAUCAUGUCAGCAUAUUGUAAGUCAAAGGCUCUCACAAGGAAGGACCCUGCAGAAGAUUUCCUUGAGAAGUACUGUCGUUCAGAGCCUACUUCAGAUGAUAGAAGUCCGAGAAAGACAAUAUUUGUAUUAAAGCAGGAGAUCAAAGACCUGAAAGAAGAGAAUGCUAAAUUGAAGGAGAUGGUUGUUCAAGAUGUGCCAGAAAUCCUACGGACCAUGAAGAAUAUCCUUGAUUCGGCUGUGCCUCCUAAGAGAUCCAGGUUGGACCUUACCACACCACCGCUGCCCCCCCAAAGUUCCUAUUCUUCAUCAGCAAAUUCAUCGCCAUCCCUCCCCAGAUCUACCCCGCCCAGUUCCAUGUCUGAGUCUGUUACUCCAUCCCUGACGGACUCCCAGUCUUCUAAGGUGGAGAUCCAUCCUGGGACUGGAGUCAUGGUUGAGAAACUGGCGUGGACCUAUGCCUUCAAUGCAAAUUCAGCUACAGUAUUUGUGAGGCAUCUGCUCACAGCAGUCUUCCCACUGGAGAUACUGCUGUUGAGCAAUCUUCGAGGGGGCAAACGAGGCGGAGGAGAUGCUCGUCUACCACUGGACAAAAAAAAAUUGGAUGCCAUUUACAGUGCAACUCUUGAGAGGUGGCCUGGGACCCAGCUCUCCAGCAUCGGAACCACAAUCAAUGGCAAGAUCACAGAGCUCCGGACCAAAAGUAGAAAUGUUGCUGUGUCCACAGCAUCAUCUUAA
Molecule: messenger RNA, 748 nt
Organism: Cololabis saira (Pacific saury)
Lineage: Eukaryota; Metazoa; Chordata; Actinopteri; Beloniformes; Belonidae
Exons: 5
Coding region: 17-748 (243 amino acids)
Molecular function (GO): DNA binding
Source: RefSeq, a predicted model, not a curated record